AUGAUAAGAAAAAAAACUAAUGAAUGCCCAAAAUGUGGCAAAAUUUAUAUGUUACCAAGUUCCCUUAAAACUCAUUUGCUUUGCCAUGUAAAUGACGAUAAGCACACCUGCCCUGAAUGUCUUAAGGUGUUCAAAACAGAAGUGCAGCUAAAAGAGCACAUUUCAUCCCACCUGAAAACAAGUGCUAACUUUGUUAGCAGAGUACACAAUGGGCAAAUGUUGUCAAAGAUGAUCAGUAACCAAACUCUUACAAAAGGUGAUAGUUCUAGGUCUUCUGCAGAUGAUCUGACAGGUGCCUGUUUAAAAGAGCUGGUGAGAAUAUACCGGAGAUUGCUCAAGUGUCCAAGAUGUCCCAUGACAUUUUUUGUCAAGUCAGACUUGGAGAAUCAUCUGGCCAGCCACUCUUACGAUAACAGGGUGUGUGUUGGAUUUUCUACAGAGUUUUCUGGUAUACAUGAGUCUGUGUUGACCAAACCUGGAAGUAGUUAUGUCCAUAAAUCAACGCCCAGUAUUCUUUUACAAGAAUCAAAAGCAGAUAGAUAUAAUACAAGUCAAACACUUCAUAACAGUGAUAGAGAUGAAUCUUACUAUGAUUCCCAUCAAAUUAUGAAUAACAAGGAAAGUGAGGUUAUUGUUAUUGAAAAUCCAAAAACUGUAGUCUGUAAAGAAUUGAGGACAAUAGCUCAGAGUGAUGAAACUUCUAAGUAUGACAAGAAUGAGUCAGAAAUAUCAUCAAAUGAGAAAGAUUUCAUUUCUCAAGGCAUUACCAUUAAAGUAGAAAAUAGUAAUAGAGGUAAAGAUUACAAUGUUGAAAAUGGCUGUGUGGAUGCUUCCUGCAAUAUCUCAGGUAAUAUAACUCCUACACAAGAUUGCAAUUCAGAUUGCUUUAGUCUGUUAUCAGAAACAGAAUUGGAAAAUUACAAAAGUAUAGUGUCCCAGAUGAGCUUAGACAGUGAAAGUCUAAGUAAGUCUGAAUGUGGGGAUUGUUUUGUGACAGACACUCUACUGGAUAAAUUUCCUUGCCUCAUUGAAAGUAAGGUAAUAGUAGGAAGUGGUGAUAGGUAUGGAGUAGUAGAAGCAACUAUAUGUGAAGAUUACUGCACACUUUUCAAGUGCAUUAUGUGUCCUAUGAUUAUUUUAGGUAAAAAUGAGAUAGAAUUUCAUGUACAGUCACAUACUGAGGAAGUCAAGGUCAAUGAGAACUGUACAAGAAGACAAGAAAAUUCAGAAAAAGUCAGACCUUUAGACAAUUCUUCUGACAGCAAUUAUGAAAAUGAUCACAAAUCUCUAGUAGUGAAAACAAAGGGAGGUGCUUUUAAGUUAUGUUUGAAAAAGGUUUACCAAAAAUAUUAUAAGUGUAUGAAAUGCCCAAUGGUAUUUUUGACCAAGUCAGAAGUACUGAAUCAUAAAAUUGUUCAUGUACCAGAUAAAAAACUGUAUCGUGGAGCUCAUUCUCAGAAUGGUGUUUCAGUCCAAAAUGAUGAGAAAGGAUUGGUUCCUGUAGGAAAAGUAGGUGUAAGUAAUGAAACUCAAAGGUGUGACUUGAACUCAGCUGUGUACUAUCCUGUUUUCCAAUGUUCUGUGUGUGAAGUGAUGUUCUUGAGUAGAGCAGAACUUAAUAGUCAUUUGGCAGGACAUAAGCUGGAAAAUUUUUCUGAUGGUGAAUUAAAAGUGGCUUGUGGAGAACUGAAAAAUGUUGAAAAAGUUAAUAGCACAAGUAGAGGCUCUGAGAAGUGCAAGUUCCAGGUUUCUAGUCUGUUUUGUAUUCCAUGUAAUAAGAAAUUUGACAAACGGAAAAAGUAUUUUGACCAUAUGAGACUCCAUCGCAGUAAGAAGUACAAAUGCAAAGUUUGUGAUAAGAAAUUCAGGGCAAAUUCUUAUCUAAGAAAGCACAUGCAAGUUCAUUCACGGCCAUUUAGUUGUAUCAAGUGCAAUAAAUCUUUUAAAAGUGAUUAUGUUUUAGAAUUACACGAAGCACUUCAUUCUGAAGCCCGUCCCUAUAAGUGUAGUAAAUGUGGAAGUGCAUUUAGGAAUAAAAUUUCUUUAAAUUUGCACAAUUUUGAUCAUAUGACAAAUAACACUUUUACCUGUGAGGUUUGUAAAAACAUGUUUGAAAAUUCACAUUUACUUAAUUUGCAUAUGAAGACACAUCUUGAAGAUUUUUGUGAGGGAGAGACAUAUAAAUGCUCUAAGUGUGACCUAAGUUUUUCAGACAGAAAUGACUUUGAGUAUCAUUUGCAGUCCCAUUUAGUUAAAAAGCCUUUUAAGUGCCAAUAUUGUAAUAAGAGGUUUAGUGAGAAACAGCAAUAUACUUGUCAUCAAAAACUACAUACAAGAGGAUUGACUCAUCACUGUUGCACUUGUAAAAGAAGCUUUUCCUCAAGAUAUGCUCUUACAAAUCACAUGGAUACUCAUUCAAGUAAUAAACAAUAUCUUUGUUAUAUUUGUGGAGCUAGUCUAGUCCAUCGAUCAUCUUACUACUCUCAUAUGAAAAAACACACAGGUGUUAAAGAGCAUCAUUGUGAACUCUGUGAGAAAAAGUUUUAUCAUAAAGGAUCAUUUAAAAGGCACAUGAGUAUGCAUUUUGGAAAAAAACCGUAUCAUUGUGAGGUAUGCAAUAAAAGUUUCAAACAGAGUGCCCACCUCAAAAGUCAUAUGAUUUUUCAUAGUGGGGAAAAACCUCAUCAGUGUACAAUCUGCUUUAAAAGUUUUACUCAGAAAAGUUCUUUAAAAGUACACCACCUGACCCACAGUGGUGGACCUUACAAGUGCACCGAUUGUAGUCGAACAUUUACUCAGAAGAUUGCUCUUCUGAAUCACUUGAAGUGUUUUGGAAAGUCAUAUCCUUGUAAUCUUUGCCUGAAAACUUUUACAAGAAGAUCCUGUUUUGUCUACCACAAGAAGGGUCAUCUUCUGGGAACAUGUGUCAUCAAUUUUGAUGGACAUGAUAUUGAAACUUUCAAUGUUGUUGAUGAACAUAAAGAGAUUAUUAUAAGCGAAGCUGAUGAACAUAAAGAGAUUAUUAUAAGUGAAAUUGAUAUGUGUGAUGCUGGAGAGGAAAUUGUAGAUGCUCACUCAGUUAACGUUGAUAUAACUGAAUCUGAAGACGUGAUUAUUGAAUCACAUGAAGCCGCAGCUACUCUUGACCCCCACGAGUUUCAGUCCCUUACAUUUUCUUGUCAGGAGACUCAAGGGUUUGACCUGAGUAAUUUAAGUCAAACAUUUGUUUUUCGCUCUCCUGAGGAUCACACAGUUAACCCUUGUUCCAUUGUAAGUCAGGCUGACUUGAUUACUCUUGAUGUGGAUCCAUUUGAUGCUGGCUGUGAUACUACUCAAGAAGUUCAUUUCAAAUCUGAUGGAAGUAAUGUAAUUACUGUAGAUAACUGUGAAAGUGAAACCCUGUCUCUAAGCUCUCCUGAUCCUCAUGUUUCACCUUUCACAUAA
This is a messenger RNA of Macrobrachium nipponense, 3444 nucleotides long. Its product is annotated as zinc finger protein 62-like. NCBI's taxonomy places the organism in Eukaryota, Metazoa, Arthropoda, Malacostraca, Decapoda, Palaemonidae. Gene Ontology annotation, cellular component: nucleus. Gene Ontology annotation, biological process: regulation of gene expression. The transcript has a single exon. The record is from RefSeq and is a predicted model, not a curated record. The coding region runs from base 1 to 3444 and encodes 1147 amino acids.